AUGUCUGGAAAAGUUAAGAGGGGAGAUGAACCAGAAGCCGUGCCAGCUCAGAGGGGUACUGAAGAGCCUACCCGCGACUACCCACCGCCCAAACAAAUGGACUUGCAGACGCUUCAAGAACUUGACGCCGAUGAUGAAAGUCUGGUCAAGUACAAGCAAGCUCUACUGGGUAGCACUGCAGAUUUUUUAGAUGAAGGCGGACAAAAUGUACUAUUGAAGGCCAUGGUAUUUGCUCCAGUAGACCACGAGGAAACUGUUCUGAAUCUGACAGGUGAUCUUUCUCAAUUGAAACAUCAACCAAUUGUGGUUAAGGAAGGCACCGAGUACAGGAUUAAACUCAAAUUCAGAGUCCAACGUCAGAUUGUCUCUGGACUGCGGUUUGUUUACGCUGUUUCCAGAAAGGGCAUCAGAGUGGACAACGCAAAUUCUAUGGUUGGGAGUUACGGACCCAAAACGGAAGAGCAGAUCUUCCAGACUCCUGUGGAUGAGUUACCCGCGGGUAUGAUAAGCCGUGGUGUCUACAUUGUCAAGGGUAAAUUCUUAGACGAUGACAAGAAUAUCUACUUGGAGUGGGAGUGGAGUUACUCCGUUAAGAAAGAUUGGGAAUAAGAUUAGAGUGAUGAUUUCCUACAAAGGAAAUUGGUAUAUUGGAAGUG
Messenger RNA from Patiria miniata (bat star), 656 nucleotides. Its product is annotated as rho GDP-dissociation inhibitor 1-like. The coding region runs from base 1 to 609 and encodes 202 amino acids. The record is from RefSeq and is a predicted model, not a curated record. Gene Ontology annotation, cellular component: cytoplasm; cytosol; membrane. The transcript has 6 exons. Gene Ontology annotation, biological process: Rho protein signal transduction. NCBI's taxonomy places the organism in Eukaryota, Metazoa, Echinodermata, Asteroidea, Valvatida, Asterinidae. Gene Ontology annotation, molecular function: protein binding; Rho GDP-dissociation inhibitor activity.